AUGACAUUGGUGAAAAACGUCCAUGCACUGAUAAAAGACAAGGUGUCCCUUCAACAAAGUCUUGCGUCUUCAGAAAGUGAGAUUUCUUCGCUUAAAGAAACAACCAUCAGAGAAAUAGCCGAGUUGAAGAAAGAGGUGCGAUCGCUUAAGCUGGAAAAUAAUCGAUUAAGCAACAAAGUAACCAUAUGUAAUGAGAAUACUGAGUCGUUAAAAGAAAAUUUAACAGUAGUUGACGCCAGGCGCCGAGUGUUCAAAACACAGCUGCUAAAGGAAAAACAAGUGUUUGAACAGAACACGUCCGGUAUCUUAGCAGACAUUAAAACUGAAGUUCGGUAUUUGUCCAUUACGCUUCUGGACCUCCAAAAACACAGUCUGGAAAUCGACAAGAAUAUUCCGGAACUUAUUGACAACAGACACGAGUUGAUAUCAGGUAGACUUAAUGAAUCUCUGGAGGCUUAUAACACAGAACUGAGAUCAGCCAACGAUAAACUGAGUUUGGCUCUACAGAAAAGUCAACAGACCAUGACAGAUUCCUUAUCUGAUCAUAUGAACAACACAAUGGAAGACCUACAGUCGGAACUCAAACAGACUCAGUUUGAACAAUUAAAACUCACGUCUGCUGUGUCAUCUUUAGAGGUGUUCCGAUUGAAUAUUACCAACAGGCAGUGUGGUGUGUCUACAAAAGUAGCCUUCACCGCGGGUAUAACGUCUCAGGACACUUUAUGGAGUGGAAGUACACUGGUUUUCUCUAAAAUAAUAUUUAAUAGAGGAGGAGGUUACAACCCCACUACAGGGAUGUUCACGGCCCCCGUGGACGGGCACUACGUCUUCUUCGUCAGUGUACAAAGUUAUGAUACAAAGGACAUGAUGGUGGACAUUGUAUUGAAUGGAGAAUCCAAGUCAGACCAAUGGCAUUCGACUAUGCUAAUAAGGAUUAUUACGAGACAGGAGUUAACCUGGUUGUGUUAAGGCUAAAUCAUGGAGACAAAGUGUGGGUCAAACGUAAUACUGGCACCGGAUACUAUUCCAACUCUGUACCAAUCACAACCUUCUCUGGAUUCCUUUGGUAAAAAAAAUACAAUAAGGAAAGGAUGAAGACAGUGGUCUUUAUGGUAUAGUUAUAAGAUGUUCACAAGUUUUUCUUAAAGUCGAUUUUUUUUUUACAUAAAAGAUUCCCCGAAAAUAUUCCGAUACGUACAGUUGGUUUCAGUCAAGUAUGAUAUGCAUGUGUUGGAUAGAGGUUCCAAAAUGAAUGAAUUAACUAUUUGAUGCUGCUUCCUUUAAAAAAAAUGAGAACAUUGUGAUUUAUUUGUCUUGUAUAUAAACUUUUUUUUUUAAAAUUUGUAUAAUCAUGGGUCUUCUAAUUUUAUCAGCUUUGUGAUUUUUAAAUGAGUAUUCAACUGCGAUACAUAUAUAUCAAGAACUUGGAAUAAA
Messenger RNA from Saccostrea cuccullata (small rock oyster), 1434 nucleotides. Its product is annotated as nuclease SbcCD subunit C-like. Bases 1 to 969 code for a protein of 322 amino acids. Gene Ontology annotation, molecular function: protein binding. The transcript is spliced from 3 exons. Lineage: Eukaryota; Metazoa; Mollusca; Bivalvia; Ostreida; Ostreidae. The record is from RefSeq and is a predicted model, not a curated record.